AGAAAGCAAGUGGCGAUGAGCUGUGCGCCGGUCCGUGUCAACGCCGGCUUCGCCGCCGGCGUCCUCUUCGCGCUCCUCGUCUGCUUCAUCCUCCAGCAGGAGGUUGCCAUCAGCGGCCUCAGCGUCGCCACCACGGCAGCAGUAGCGCAGUGGCUCACGCUUAAACAGCUGAGUAGAGAUCCUGCUGCAAUGCAGCUCAUAAAAGCUCCUGGUGAAAGUGAAACACUCGUCGCUUCUGACGUGCAGCGGACCCCGGACAUACAGCUGAUCCAAGGUUCAGAUAAUGGCAAGGUGGUGUGUAACAUGGAGGGCCGCUCGCGUGACUGGUCCGAAACGUGUGAAGUCAACGGCGACGUCCGCACCAACGGCACAGCACUGUCGGUGACCCUCGUCCCAGCGAGCAGGUCGUCGGAGCGCCGGGAGUGGAUGAUCUCACCGUACGCGCGCGGUGGCCAGAGCCUGAGGUCGGUCACGGUGACGCAGUUGCAGGACCGAUCCGCCGCCCCGCCGUGCACGGUGACACACACUAUGCCCGCCGUCCUGUUCGGGAUCGGGGGCUACGUGGGCAACUACUGGCAUGACUACACCGACAUUCUGGUGCCGUUGUUCGUCGCGUCGCGGCGGUACCACGGCGAGGUGACGUUCCUGGUCAGCAACAUCCAGCACCUGCCGCGGUGGCUGGUCAAGUACAGGGCCUUGCUGCAUGGGCUGUCCAAGUACGAGGUCGUGGACAUGGACCGAGACGCGUAUGUGCGGUGCUUCCCGCGCGUCACGGUGGGGCUCCACCUCGACAAGGAGCUGACCAUCGUCCCCGAGCUGGUGCCGGGGGCUCCCCUCACCAUGGCCGACUUCACGCGGUUCGUGCGCGAGACCUACGCGCUCCCACGCGAAGCACCGACCCGGGAGCCGGGCAAGAAGCCGCGGCUGCUGCUGAUCCACCGGGGGGACUUCCGCCGGUUCCUGAACGAGCAGGAGAUACUGCAGGCGGCGGAGGCGGCGGGGUUCGAGGCGGCGCUGUCGGAGCCGCGGGUGAACGGGUCCGAGACGGAGCAGGCGCGGCUGGUGAACUCGUUCGACGUGGUGCUGGGCAUGCACGGCGCGGGGCUGACGAACGCGGUGCACCUGCCGCCGGGCGGCGUGCUGAUCCAGGUGGUGCCGUACGGGAAGAUGGAGUACCUGGCGAGGGCGGAGUUCAGCGAGGGCGCGACGGACAUGGGGCUCAAGUACCUUGACUAUAGCAUAAGCGCGGAGGAGAGCUCGCUGAUGGAGACGCUGGGGCCGGAGCACCCGGCGAUCAAGGACCCUGAGUCCAUCCACCGCAGUGGUUGGGAGAAUAUGUUUAAGCUCUACCUUAAGCAGAACGCCCGCAUCAACACCACCCGCUUCGCGCCAACGCUGGUGCAAGCGUUCGACCACCUACGACAGCAGUAGGGGGGGAGGGCAUGCUCAUUAAUCCUGUUGUUUUCUUUGGUAGUUUUUUCUCAUUUUGGGUUAAUUGUAGCCUCCCGUUUUUCUUUUGUCAUUAUUUUCUCCUUUUCACUCGAUU
Messenger RNA from Triticum dicoccoides, 1546 nucleotides. Its product is annotated as beta-1,2-xylosyltransferase XYXT1-like. The record is from RefSeq and is a predicted model, not a curated record. The transcript has 4 exons. Lineage: Eukaryota; Viridiplantae; Streptophyta; Magnoliopsida; Poales; Poaceae. Gene Ontology annotation, molecular function: glycosyltransferase activity. Bases 16 to 1431 code for a protein of 471 amino acids.